ACAAACUAUUAGCUAUCGACAGAUUUUUGAAAUUACCAAUUUUUCACGGUCUGCCAAUCGUAAGGGACAUACUCAAAGUUAAAAGUAACAGGAGAAUGCACUUAUUAAAUUUUAUAAUGCACAUUCAAAUGAUAAGAUUAUAGCAGUUUGUAAAAGAAGACAGCUUCUUUGAAGAACGAGCUACUAGUAGGGAGGCGAUCGAGAGCUUUCAUUUGAUAUGCAAGUUGCAAUGUGGUGGAGUCCCUAUUCCCUAUGUAGAGAGCAGCACAAUGCACUCGAAAGUCGAAAGUAGAAAGUCAGACUAAGGAUUGUCGGGCUGAGCAAGAGCUGACACUUCUGACGUACGUCACGUCGGGUUCCCUAAAGGGAGAUCAGCCCUCGCUAUUUGCUCGUUUAUACCUUCUGCUCGUGAGGGGACAAACGCGCAACAAUCGUCGCCAGUGUUCAUUCAACGAGACGACUCGAACGUCACUGCCAAAAAGGAAACUAACGCAGCAAAGUGUUUUUCCGUUGUACGCGGCUGUGUCAAGGGUGGCAGGCCCAUGCUUCAGUCGGAUGGGCUGUAACUACUCGCUGCGCUGAUGCAAGCUCCGAGGCUCGCGAAACCUAGGCCCAAAGUGCUAUGCAUUAAUUUUUCUAUUAAUUAAUAUUUAAGGAAAAAAGUCGAGUCUCGCGCACUAUCAUGGCCUCAUCGGCGGCGGAGCAGCAGCUUUCCCAACCACAGCAGCAAUCGCAAAAGCCCCAACAGCAGCAAAAGCAGACCACCCUCGAGUUUUAUCAAGCUAUGUCGGAUUUCAAAAAUAUGUUUCCGCAAAUGGACGACGAUGUGAUCGAGGCGGUCCUUCGUGCAAAUCAGGGAGCCGUUGACACGACCAUCGAUCAAUUGCUCUCCAUGAGCACGGACAACGAAAACGAGCAGGUACGCAGCGAGAUCGAGCAGACCGAGCAGGGAGUGUGGCUGAGGCCCGAGUUGAACGGCAGCUUGCAGAGGUGGCGACCACCGAUGCUCGGUCCGCUCCCCGAGGCUUUCUUACGUUUGAAUCAGACGAACGAAGAGCUCGAUUGUUUGUACCUCGAGGACGAGCGCAUCGCUGUUUUUUUGCAAAACGAAGAAUUUAUGGCCGAGUUGCGUUGGAAUCAAGAUUUCAUGUCAACCCUUGAAAACGAUUCUAAACUGCAAUCUAAGAGCGACUCCGUUACGGAAGAUGACCUGUUCCGAGAACGCCUUCGUAACAUGGGCAAAGCGUCAAGACGCAAAUUUGCUCAACUUACAAGGGUUUUCACCCGUAGUAAAAAAAGAGCUGGACGGCAACUUCUACCAGCAACAGCUUCUUGCGAUGAUUUAUUGGGACAGCACGAUGCAGCUAAAUCAGGAUAAUAAACAAAGAUAAAAAUUUAUUUUCAAUCUGUGGUUUCACCACUGGCAUAGUCAUUUUAGUUUUUAAAAUUAUUAAAUAGUUUAUCGACGUCAAGUCAUUGACUCUAUUAAUUUUACGACGUAAAAUUAAAAGUUUGAAUAUGCAUAUGUUGUUGCACACCAGUUUUAAUCGAAACUUCUUACUUCAUGAUAUCAAGAAAAUCAUUGAAUAUUAUGAAUGCUAUUAUAAUACUAUGUAUUUGUUUGUAUAUUUUAAAGGAAAAUGUGUAUAGAAGUUUAUUUAUGAAUUAGUAUUAAAAAAGCCAUUGCCAUUUCAAA
Trichogramma pretiosum is the source of this 1696-nucleotide messenger RNA. Its product is annotated as CUE domain-containing protein 1. The record is from RefSeq and is a predicted model, not a curated record. Bases 683 to 1378 code for a protein of 231 amino acids. NCBI's taxonomy places the organism in Eukaryota, Metazoa, Arthropoda, Insecta, Hymenoptera, Trichogrammatidae. Gene Ontology annotation, molecular function: ubiquitin binding. The transcript has 4 exons.